Haliotis rufescens (red abalone) is the source of this 16539-nucleotide messenger RNA. RefSeq names its product transmembrane protein KIAA1109-like. The transcript is spliced from 65 exons. Gene Ontology annotation, biological process: synaptic vesicle endocytosis. NCBI's taxonomy places the organism in Eukaryota, Metazoa, Mollusca, Gastropoda, Lepetellida, Haliotidae. The record is from RefSeq and is a predicted model, not a curated record. Bases 155 to 15091 code for a protein of 4978 amino acids.
AUGAGCUUUCACGUAGCUAUGUCAUAUUCCGUAUUAUUAUCUUGUGAGCCGGUGUAAAGUCUUUACAUUUGGAUGCAGGUGUCAAGGCACCAUGCAAACGUCCUUCCCGUUUGAAGACACUUAACUCUGUCUGUGUAUCGAGAAGACACACCACAUGACAGCCAUCAUGGAUCACAUCAAGAACAGCAACUCUUCCAUCAUCCAGAUGAUAGAGGAUGAGCUGCCCAAGUCUACAGUGUACUACCUCCUCAUCGCCAUAGUGAUGGCGCAGGCGUGGACGGUGUACCUCUCCUACUACCACUCCCGUGUCCUGGGCCUCAUCAUCACUGCCUUCAUCAACAAGUUCGUCAAAUAUGGACACAUCAGACUUGGAUCCUUUUCCUUCUCGGUGCUUUCGGGGAAGAUCAUGUUCCGGGAAGUACAUCUCAUCACCGAGGACUUCUCAUUUCGAGUUCAGUUUGGGUGGAUCAUCUUCAGGUGGUGGAGGCCCUAUAUCUACAAGGAACUGUCCGAAGACUUCUCCCACUCGGACACAAGGAUGUCCUUGUUCCUGGACGGAGUGGAGUUCCACGUGUACAACCGCUCCUCCAACUAUUCCAAGAUGGAGAAGCUGUUCGGGCUGAGUCCUGAUGCCGGGUCGGAGCAGGUGUCCACAGCACCAGGAGCGGGCAGCGGAAUUAAGGUUCCUGAAAAUGCUGACGGCUUGCACUGGAGAGACUUGAUUCCUGUCACGAAGAUAACCAUCAACUCUGGACGGGUGAUAUUUGGGAACUACCUCGUCCCCUACACCCUGAUCGGCAGCUUCGAGGAGGGCCAUCUCAUCUACACCACGAAGCCUGCGUCCACCCCCUUCGACAAGUUCAUGCAUGUGCUCAAGUGUAAGGUGGACAACAUGAAGGUGAUGCUGGUGCCAAGUCCCAAGUUCACCGGACCCACGGAUGAUGAGCCUCCAAGGUUUAUGGGAGAAGGUUUUGUGAUCCUGCAGUCUCGAGACGUCGAUAUAUACUUCUAUAUGGAUGAACCGGGAGUUGUCCCCCAUGAGCCCGAGCUGAUGGAGAUGGCAGACGGUGAGGUGGUCGUGCGGCGGACAUACCCCUGUAUGGGGGUGGACAUUAAGUGUGGACGCAACACAGACUUCAACUACGGCCCUUGGGUCGACAGGCAGAGGGAACACCUAUGGAAGUUCUUCUACCCACCUGACUACCAAGCUCAAGUUCCGUCAGUCGAUUCCGAACCAGGGGAAAAACGCAAUUACAAAACCUUUGAGGUCAAACUCAUAAUCAUUUCAGCUGCAACAUUUGAUAUCCUCUUUACCAAAAACUCGGAGACUCAGGCCGUGCACAUGAACACAGGUCAAGGGUCAUACAUAGAGGCCAUCAUUCCUUGGAUGAUCGAAGAGAAAGGCUACACCACGAAGGUCAAGGGUCAACUCAUGCUGCUGGACAUGACCACGAGUAUGACCUUCAGAUCGCUGGUGGAGUGCGAGACAUUCGAGUUUGAGGUGAGUGGGACGUACCCUAUCGUCUGGAAUGAGCACCAGGACUGGCGACUGGACUUCACUGCCUGUAAGGCCAUCGUCUACCUCAUAUUUGAACACAAGAACUUCUUUCGAGACCUGUCUGAUGAUUGGUCCACCAAGUCGCGUCCCGACAUCUACAGCUUCAUUCCUUACACAUGGACGGUCAAUCUGACGGUCAAGCAGUUCGAACUUCUCACUCUGGCCAAUGAGUACAACUGGAUUGACACUUCCUCUCAACACCCAGAGAAUGCUCAUAUUGCGUUUUGUGGCGAGAACAUGGAUUUGUCACUCCAGCUGCCCUUCGUCGACUUUCUCCCUGUCACCCUUCCCAUCCAGUUCGUCAUUAAGGGUGAGACAGUAGACUGCCGCCUGUACCUCCCUGAGAGUAACACCAGUAGACACGUCGUCAUAGCUCUGGCCGAAAACAUGAAGAUAUUUGACCGGGACGGCAACCCUACAGACAAACCUUUCGCCCAUGGAAAACAGAAGCCCUGGAGAAAAGUCACCACAAAGAGCACGGGAUGGGUGGAUUGCUGGAGCACAUCCCACGUGCUGUUGUCCAUCAGGUACACCUACCACCCCAUGGCCAUCCUGGGGACCCCAGUCAGCUCCAAGAUGGGACUGGAUGACCUCCCUACCCCAGAUCGGGAAGAGUCUCUGCUCAUGCCGCUGCGUCCACUGUGCAAGCCCGAGUGUUCCAACUCCAGGGUGACCCCGGAGACUUUCGAUGCAGCAGAAUGGGACCCAGACGUCUUUAGCGUGGAGCUGGAGGUGGCGCCCUCUGUCUUGUGUCUCUAUGGCUCUCUGUUCCGCUAUCUCAUCAAUGUCAAGGAGAACUACCUCGGUGAGGACCAGAAGGUGGCGGACUUCAAGGCCGAUGACAGCUCACCUGAGUCCGAGGACAGGGACUCCAGCUUCGUCAACAUCACCGCCUCCAACACAGAGAAAAACACGUCAUUCGACCCCCGGGCCUACAGGCCAUUUGCUGUGACCGUCUCUGUGAUACUACAGGAUAUUCAGGCACACCUUGUCCGGAACUGUGGACCUGAUGACAUAGCCAGCCCGUGUGCCAGGGUGGAGAGGCUAUGUUUUGAACUGGAUAAGUCCUACCUGGAGACCAAGUUGCAGCUGCUCCUGUCUCCCUCUGUCCUCAUUGCCAGGGACAACUUAGUGAGGGACGCUGACCAGGACCACCUGAAGGAAGGUCACCUGGCUCUGUCCGGUCUCCAAGUCCGAGGCCACGCCAUGUUCUCCCACGUUGGUCUGCCACUAGACUGUGAGACCCUGGAGUACGCCUGGCUGGUGGAGGCCGUCAUAGGGGAGGUGACAGGCAGACUCACAGCUCCACAGGUGCAGAACGUUGCCGAGUUUCUGCAAACGUUUGUGCUGCUGAUUGACGACCCGGAGAACAAACUGAAGCGUCCCACGCCCUGGGGCCUGUGCCAGCACAUGUUGCCCCAGCCCACCUGCCGCAUGCUGCCCUCCUGCCCCUUCCCCUGCCCCUCCAGCGACGACAUCAAGUACCGGCUGGUGCGCGCCUCCGUCGACUCCGUCAACCUCUUCAUUGUAGAGUCGGGAGCAGCUCUCAAUCUAUGGGUGUCCUCUGUGCGUAUUUCCACCUGUAAUCUCCAUGGCAACAACACCCGAUCAGGAAUCACAUGCGUGGUGGAUCAGGUGACCCUGAAGCAGCACAUCUCAUGCGCCCCCCUCCGUCUGGAGCCCGGGCACCCCGAGAUGUGGUUGGAUGCUGGAGGCUUCUCCUUCGGCCCCCUCAACGUGGAGGCAGCCAUGGCCCUGCCCAACUCCGAACUCCAUUACAUCCAGGACCACUUCCUGCACAUGCAUGACAAGAAGACGAGACGGCUGUGGUUCCUUUGGCCCGUACCCACCACCCACGCAGGACAGAAUGCAAACAUUGCUGGAAAAUGUGGAUGUCUUGGUGGUUGCGUGUUCUUCGGCAAGAACAAGAAUGGCACAACCUUCUUCAAAUCUAGACGACACAGAGAACAUACCAAUGUUGCCAUUCCUCAGGUCUUCCCUGAAGGUGUCGAUCCAGGGUUUGCCCAGAGCCUGCUGCAUAAGGACAAGCUUGUGUUUGAUGUGGGACACUCUCUGAAAUCCAUGACGCCUAAGAUGUCCCCGACCGAGUUCUCAUUCACCAGAGGGUACAUGAGUGACGUGGCAAGUCCCGACACCCCCGGGGUCAUCAGCUCCACCUUGAUGGACAGCCUCCUGAUAGGGGGGACGACUGACCAUGGGGAGCUGGACUCCUCCCGAGACAACACUCUCACCAGCGACAUCACCAGUGUCAGGAGCAACAUAAGAGGCAGUUGGAUGGAUGGAAGGAACAUGGAUGCCUAUGCUGACCCAAAAGUGAAAGACAGUAGUUCCGUCAGCAUACACUUCGUUGAGGACCGACACAGUAUCGAGAGUGCCACUCUACGGAGACAGACAUCCAUCACUGCGUCCACCUGUUCCAGUAGCCCAUCAUCCCCAUCGGUUCCCAGACAGGGCUCCACUCUCAGUGGCGGGAGUGUGGACUCGACUCUCAUCCACUCCACGACAUCCAAAAGUUCCAUACCAAGUCCUGUUCCUAUUCAUCGCAUUGCUGGGUCUGCCACAGCCAUGGACAAGCUGAUGUCCACGGUGUCACUAGAGAGUGACCGGUACUACUCAGCAGAAGAAGAUGUGCUCUCGUUGUCGGAAGCAGAUUCUCAGCAGCAGUACCAUUCCCUUCUCAGCGAGAUAACCGACUCCCCUAACUCUCCAUGCUUUGAUAUUCCCGGGUUCCCCUUCGGUCAUGACAAGACCAUUGAUGCAACAGUGCUGGAGCAGAAAGGUUAUCACCCAAACAUGAAUGACUUGGACUAUGCCAGCUCUGCAAGCAGCUCAACAUCUACACUGUCCUACACUUCUGCUCCCACAGAUCACGAGAGUGAAACAAUGUCUGGAGAAGCUCCUGAGGAAUUCUCUCUGAUCGACCUUCACAGUCAGAUGAACCAGCCAAUCACCAAGUCCCCGCUGUUGUUGUCCCGAUAUUCCAGUCACCUUUCGCACUACAACUGCCAUGACUGGGUGGCCCCUCCCCCCAUCCACUCGGCUGGGAAGAGCAUCCACUCCCUGCAGUCGGAGCACUCCCUGUCUUCGGCCAGUCAGUCUGUGUAUGGGUCGGCAGCGCUGUGGAUCCCACACUUCAGCAAGGUGCGACAAGGCUUCAGCACCAGUGUGAUGAAGGAGAAGAGCGAGCUGAAGCUGCCCUCUCCUCCAGGUCCCAGGCGGUCGGAGGCAUUUGAUUGGUCCAGAAUUGAUGAACAGAAUCAUGAAGAGGAGGACAAUGAUGACAAGAAGCACCUGGAGAAUACAUCAAAGACCACCGCGGUGAUCAAGGUGGCCGGCACCUUCGACAUCCUGGUGACACCUCUGCUGCUGGAGUCCCUUCAGAGGUACAUUGAAGCUGUGACACCCUGCCUGGCCAGCAUGCAUCCGUCUGCCCUGAUCGACCGUCUGCACAGCCACUGCCUGGACCAGCUGAAGCAGCAGAACAACUUGAAGAAAGGCCAGACCGGGAACCCGGACGACCAGGACCAGCCCGCCGACUUCCACCCCACGCUCUCCCAGAAGAGCAGCACCGACAGGAGAACCAGCGAUGUCGUGAAGACCUCCUCCCUCCAGGCAUUCUUCUCACUGCCUAAGAUUAACCUAUGUGUGAUGCAAGCCUCUUUGGUAGAGGAGGUGAUAUCCUUUGCCGUGCUGGACAACAUUAACGACCUGACUGCCGUGUCGCUGAUGGCCGUCUGUGUGGAUGGCAUCAAGUGUCAGCUGCUUUCCAACACCCACCACUGUAAGAAGCUGACCGGUGACCCUGGCCCGAGACGGACCAGUACCACCCCAGUCCAGCAACGUACCAGGCAUGACUCUAGUGACACAGAACAGUCCAUUGAACACACACGAGAAGAGAACGUCGGAACACUCAAACUGAACCGGAUCCAUUGUCAGUUGAGAAGGUUGUUAAAACACAGCAACUUCUCUGAUAACGUUGUCUUGACAGCUAUCCCUGAACACAGGUCCAAUGUACUAUUUACCUUUGAUCAAGACGGGUCUAGUUCGGUGUCACAUGUACCAGUGUCACCACGCAAGAGACUCUCGAGACAAGCCAGCAGGGACUCACGGGAUGGAGGCUUUGACGCCACAAUUGGUGUGAUCAUGUUCGAAUGUGGCCUUGAGGAGGUGUCUGUGACGGCGGUACGGAGGCUGGGGUACAAGGACACAAUGGACAUGCACCUUCAGCAGAAGAUGGACAACAUUGAGAAGGCGCUGCAGGAGCUGCAGGAAUGUACUCGCGAGGAAAUCGAGCAGCUGACAGAGAGCGGGACAAGUCCAACAGACCACGAGCCGAUGAGCUCCCCCUCCAGCCAUCACUCAUCAGAGUCCAUGUCGUCAUGGGAUUCCCGCCUGUCCCUGGCUUCCAAUGUCUCUGGUCUCCCUCCGCCCACUCCAGAACCUCUGCAAGGAGAUGCAUCCAAUGGGAGACUCCGACUCAAGACAAUAUGGCUCAGCUUUGCUGCGCCACCACCAAUAUCGAUAAAGAAGAAAGUGGACUUCACAAGACUGGACUGGAAUUUGCUGAGCACAGCCACGCCAGCCAUCAAUGCCUGGCUGAACCCCUGUGACCGCGCCAUGCUGUCGGUGAAGCACCUCGUGAGCGAGCUGACCAAGCGGAACAGUUCAGUGAUGGCCUGCAUCAUGACACAAGCCCUGGAGGAGCAGGGCAUCCACGUCUGCAACAAGAGUAAGUUUGGGAAGAUGACCAGCCUGUCUAAGACCCUGCAGGAUGAGCCCUCCAGCCAGCUUCUGACUGUGCUGCGGAAAUACCUGCACAUCCACGGCUGUGGCAGCAUAGAGAGAGCCGUGUUGUCGGAGACCGCCCCUCAACUCAUCACCAUGCAGAAGGGCAUCCUGGCUCUCACCCGUCAGUGGAAGAACGUGCUGUACAUGCCCUACAUGUCCGACAUCCACUUCAAGUCCAAGAAAUCUGUCCGACCCUACAAUGUAACGUUCUCCAUCCCCAAACCGGAGAGCUCGGAGAACUUGUGUACAGAUGAUGGCGAAGGAACGAUUGAACAGUUUGAUGUUGUGGAUGAGAAGACCUCCCUAUUGCAGGCUGAAGGGGGUCUGGUGAUGAAGUCUACAUCCAACCCAAGUCUCAUCAGCAGAGGCGGGCCGUCUAGCAGUGCAGCUGGGAGGGUGGAUCACGGACACGAUGGUGUGAGCACUGUGUCAACCUCAUCAUUCCAACCAAAGAAGUUCCUAGCGACGGUCAGAUCUCGGGGCCGUGGAGCUUUCCCUAAUCCAGUGUUAAGCUGCAUGGACUCGCCCGAUCGCAAAGUUGAACAGACGCAAACAGCAGCUACCCUGAGCCCUCCUACAGCCAUUCCGAGGAAUGACAGCAACUUCAGCUUCAUAUCAGCCGCAGAUAGUAUAUCUUCAAUAGAUCAAGCCAUAGCUUCAACCCCUCCUCACACUCCUCUGAGGACAAGCGGCCAGAAACAGCUGCACCUGAAGAACAGGUACAGCAAGAUCACAGACAUGUACCAGUGGAUGACGGCACAGCAAGAAGACUUCAAGGAUCCUCUCGAUGAUGGCACCAACUAUGGGCGAACGCAUGAGAACAUGUCAACUGGAUUUGGCAGCGCCUGGAGCCAGGAUGACAGUAGGACGGACGUUAAUGAGGAGUACCUCACAAUGGCGACCUCCAUCAUGCAGUUGGCUGAUGCACAGCUGCUGUUCCGGCCGCUGUUGCAGAGCCUUGGGUUGCAUGUUGAAGGAGUCAGACCUUCAGCGAUGAUGAAAAAGUUUGGGGGGCACUUGCUACUUCAGGCCAAUCUUGAUAUCCUGAAGAUCCAGAUAGCUGAAUCGGAAGCCUCCUAUUCCAAGGGUAGUCACAAGGGGAAAGGGAAGAGUAAGAAAUAUCGCCUCAACAUGAACGCAGGGAACUCAGCAUUUUCUUGUGAAGGGUUCGGGGUGAAUAUUUCCAUGAAAGAUGUUGUGGACUUUGGUCAGAAAGAUGCCGGUGUUGGUGGAAGGUCGAAGAGAUUUCCAUGGAAAUUUGCAAUGCAUAAACUUGAGGCUAAGCCGACCACCCUGCAAGUGAACUUCUUGAUCAAAUGUCAGGCCAUCACUCAGCAUGUGGACAUGGCCUUGUUGAGACUGGUCCACCAAGUGGUCACUAUGGUGGAUAAUAUCAAAGAAACUCAGGUGGAACUGAAGCAGAGGAGGUCCGGUUUUGAAUGGGUGAAGACCCACAGGAAACAGGAGUCCAAGGACUCUACAUCCAGUGCAGACACACAGCAAUCGGAUCUGUCAAAAGUUGACCAGCCAUCUGCAGAGACUCAAAUAUCUACACCUGAUCAGAGUCUUUGUUCCGACACACUAAUCCAAGAAUCAGAAAAACAUGUUGCAAAGACUCCUAAAAGUGUAUCCUCAUUCCGACUUGCCCUUGAUUCUAAACGGCCAGACAAACUCCCUCUAACAAGUUCAUCCAAAAAAUCCCAACUCCGAUUCGCCAAAGAACCAAAACGUAGAUCCGACAUAACUGUUACUCCGAGUCAACAUUCCGAAGUCCUGACUCCACCUCAGUCUCUGAACCUGAGUGAUUCGGUGACCAUGGACCUGGUGGACACUUCCUCUCCAGCCCUGGCCGAGAAGACGAUCGUGGAUGAGAUCAAGGAGAGCACACCCCAGUGCUGGCGACAUCUGUAUCACCUCCUGGAGCUCUACUCCACCAUGCCCGAACCCAAGACUGUCCUCAGGAAGCCUGGGAUGCAGAAGCUGCCCAUCAUUGAGGAGGAGGAGCCAGAGAGCGAAAUGAAGCGGGACAACAGCAAACUGGGUUCGGGCAGUCUGAAGCGAGACAGCAGCAAGAUGGGGUCUGGCAUCACCCUGCAGGAUGAGGAUGGGAAGAUUCCUGACAUGGGCAAUGAGGAGCAGGACAUUGGUGUGAAGGGUCCUUCCCUUGCACAGACAUCCUUCAUCAGGACAAGGUUCAAACAGAGUAUCUACAUCGGAGAGAGCAUCCCCCUGGUGGUGUACGGCAUCGCCAAGAUCGAGAAGGUGCAGGUGCUGGCAGUGCUGUCUGGCCUCAAGCUGGAGGCCGAGCUACGAAGGGUGCACGCCAGCGGGACGUACAAGGAACGGGUUAAAGGUUUCCUGCACCGAAAGUCAUCCGACUCCUCGUUCACCGCCCACGUGGGACACACGAUGAUUGUGCUGCUGGAGGGGGUGCCACCGAGCAUGCAGACUGUGGUGACCGUGAACAUCCGUAAGUCCCAGGCCUUGCACACCACGGUGAUGAGACGAGCCAAGGAGCACAACUCCGCGCUGGCUUCUAUCGGCCAUAUUGACAUCGACAUCCCACAACACCCUGUGGUGCUCCACGGCAUGAUGACUCGCAGCUCCAGGCAACUGACGUCAACGCUGCAGGAGUUUGGAUGGCCACUGUCCAGAACAGCCAACAAGCCACCGCAGCCUGACGUUGUGGAUGGUGAGGUGAAGGAGGAGGUGAAGAAGGAACAGACGGAGCAGUCGGAGAACAAGGCCCCGGGGAAACCCCGCCGCACGGGGCAGCCUCCCCCUCCCUCCGUCAGCAAGCCUGUGACCCUGCACAUCCACUUCAAGACGGUGUUCCAGGGCAUCACCACUGCAGCCUCCAUACUCCCUUCUCUCAAAGCUCAACAUAAGACUGGGUCUAUCACUGUAGCUGGCAUGACGGGAAAGAAAGCAAGGUUCACGGUCGUCCUGCCCAAGCAUACUCUCAGUUUCAGGUCAAAGGUGGUUACCACGGAGACCUCCAUCCCCUCGUCAGCGAGUAUCGAGCUGCCCCCAAUCCACGUGUACGCAGACUACCGCCAGCACAAGGCCGGAGCUCCUGUGUCGGAGACGCUGACGGAGGGCCUCAUCCUGAAGGCGGGGAGCUACAUGAACGCUGUGGCCGAGGUGGGGAUGCUGGAACAUAGCCUUACAACGGACCUCCUCAACCAUCUGGUGUUUGUACAGAAAGUCUUUAUGAAGGAGGUGAACGAGGUUGUCCAGAAGGUGUCCGGGUCGGAUCAGCCCAUGAGACUGUGGUCCGAGGAGGAGAAGUCCACCCAGGCCGGUGACCCUGAGCCAUUACUCUACUCCUUCUCCUUCAGGUUCAAGGGCAUCCAGAUCACAGCCACAACCCCGACCUCAAAUGCGGUGAGACUGGAAACCGGGGAGAUCGAGCUGGAGGUGUCCAACCGAGUGCACAUGGCCGCCAGGGAGAGUCAGCCAGAUCUAGACUAUGAAGAUAACCAGAAGGUCUUCAUCCGAGCCCAGAUAUACCUGAAUGUUGCCCUUGGUCAGCUGCUGAAGAACCAAGUGUUUGAGGAGGCUGAGCCUGAGUUUCAGACAAUGGCCUUCUUCAAGACCAAGAUAGGAAUCCGGAAUGCCUUGCAGGACGAGAUGAUCCCAGGCGUGUCCACCAAUCAGGAGGCCCUCAUCAUCAACCUCAGCCGACCCAUCGUGCUGGCCCAGCCCCUCGCCUUCGACAAGGCUGUGUUGGUGUGGCUCAACUACAAGAAUGCCUACGAGUACUGGACGGAGCAGAGGAUGUCCCUCAACAAGGAGGUUCAGACCGCCACACAGGAGGUGAUCAACAAGUUGCCACAGUUUGCCCAGGCCGCGGCGGCACCCUCCCUCAGCACGCUCUUCCUCCAGCUGACGGUGGACGACAUGGGCAUCUGUGUCCCCAUCGACACCCUCUCCUACCAGGUGCCGACUGGACCGGGGUUGGGACGCAUGGCAGAGAGUGACCCUGGGGCGGCGCUGGUGCUCACGAUCGAGAGUAGCCAGAUUUCAGCCUGCUCAUCAGGCUCCCUCGUCAGCAAGGGCAGGUUCAAAGGGUUCAGUUUCCGGUUUGCCGAUGACUUCGAGACUUCGUGGGAUGAUUGGAAACCCAAUGGGAAAGAGGAGCCGAACAUGAACAUCUGCUGUGUGCCCGAGGGCACGUACGAAGUGUGCUCCAGGACCAUCAACAAACAGGCCUCAGAUCCAAGGAGUAACGCCAAGUGGAUCCUGAACGUCCAGUGGCAGAUGCAGGGCAUUGAUGUCCACCUCGACACCAACAUCGGCAAGCGCCUGACGGCCUUGGGCCACAACCUCACUGCUCUGGCUGGGGAGGCUGAGGCUGGGUUUGGGACGGGAUUCGGGAUGCAGGAAGACGAGACGGAUGGCUUGGAUAAUGAGGCCACGGACACGGAGAUUGAUGACCCCGUGCGACGCCCGAGUCUUGUGUCCGACAUUCUCCCCGAGGAGCUCCUCAGUCAAGACCUGGACCCCAAGGAGAGAGCGAGACAGAUUGAACGGGAGAUGAAUGAACAGGCUAAGGUGGUGCAGGACCUCAAACAACUCGGCGCCACCCUGUCCAUUAUCGAGGCCGAGAGAAGAAAGCUUGAGGAGCUGCAGGCUAUCCUCUUCCACGAUUUCCGCCGAGACGUCUUCAACAAGCUGAAGAAACAGAGUGAACGGGCAUCCGCGAUAAGGGACAAGCUUGGAUUAAACCCGAAACCAGCACACAGCCGUUCUAAGUCCUAUGGGGGACACCAUGGAAAACGCAAGGAUCAUCAAGGCGAGAGCAGCCGUGUCACUUCGUACACCAUGGAUCCCAGGCGACAGGCUCGCACUCACUCCAUCGACCUGGCUGCAAUAUCCCCUUCAGGGCAUGUGGCCAGGGUGCAGUUCGGGGCCACCAGGUCCAACACGUACACUCCCCCAGGAACCCCAGAUGCGAUGACCUCAAGUUUUGACGAGACUGACCUGCCGUUGCUGCCAGAGAGUGUGUCACUGCAGGACCUCACAUCCGACUCCGAUCUGCCAUCAUCCACAGACUCGGACACGCCGGACUCGCAGAUCAACCUGGACACAGUGUUCCGACGAAGACCAUCCAGGACGAAGAGGAAGCUGAAGACAAGCUCCAACCCCAGCAUCGGCAGCGGCAUCGCUUCCAAGACCUCUGCUGCAGAACCCAACAUCGACUUUGAGCUGGAUGUGAAGGUGUUCAUCGACAGCGGCAAGUGUGUGCUGUAUCCUAAAGAAGCCAGGGAUGAGGAGGUCAAGAGACAACAGAAGAGGGAGAGAAACCUGUCAGGAGAGCAGACGGCAUCGCCGGUGAUGAGACGGAAGCUGAAGAGACAGGAGUCAUCCUCCACCCUGCUACAGGCCAAGAAGAGCAUUGUACCACCUCAGGUCCCCGUGGUAACCACCGUCUUCUAUCUACCUAGUGUUGAUGUCAAGGUUCACUACUACUCCAAGACCACCCUGGCCGAGCUGGUCCACAGCACCGGCAGCAUCUCUGAUGGGGAGAGGAUGUUCUCCUCCAGCGUCGACCGACCCGAUCUCACGGCACAGGCGUCCACCGAUGUGUUUACCACACAGUCCGAUGGCAACUGGGACAGCGUCGACAACUGCUCCAACGUGUCCAUCCUCAGUCGUAGAGGGGCAGUCAAGAAGGCCAACCUGUAUGCAUGGCUGUCAUUACAGAAACUGCCAGAGGAGAUGAUCAUCAGUCCUUGCCUGCUAGACUUCCUGGAACAAGCUCUGGAGCCUCUCCCAUUCUCUGCCCCCUUACACAAGAAAGACCUGAUGGGCAGUGUCCUGAACAUGGAUCUGGAUGCAUCCCAGGCCUCGCUCGGGUCACCAGUCAGCAUGGCCUCCUUCCCCGUGGACGUGGUGGUCUACAUCAAGGUGGAGCCUUCCGUCAUCCGCUUCAACUGCCGACCCAUAUCCCGUGUGGAGUGUCUGCUCCAGGUGCCCUCUCUGGAGCUUGUAUUUUCCACAAAGAAGUCCGACCUGGACGGCUCCAUUGCUGAAGGAACGCCGCCGAUGAAGGCAAAGAUCCCAAAACGAAGCCAUGAGUGGUUGCCCAGCAACUCUACAUCAUCACGGAGCCGACUGGGCAGCACCCUCUCCGAAUGCUCCUCCUCCUCCACCCACUCCGGGGGCCUGAGUGUCACCGGCUGCCUCUCGGACUUCUCACUCUAUGUCUUCCACCCGUACGGAGGGGGGCAGAGACGGCUAGGCAGCAUACAGGAGCAUGCAGGCGGAGGGGUGCUGGAGAUGUCUCGCAAGGACUCACUCAGCCUCAAUGUGGAGUUCAUCAAGGUGAACAUCUCAAGGAGUCGGAAGAUGGAGUUGCGGGGAGCCUCAGAGAACUCCCUGUCAGGCAACAAGGAGGCCCAGAUGAAGUCCAAUGUGGUCAGGUUCUCAGCCAUCUGUGACAUUGGCACAGCCAGCUUCAAGUACGACAUGAGACGUUUGUCCGAGAUACUGUCUCUGCCUAAGGCCUGGUACCGAAGAAACCUGGCCCGCCGCCUGUUCCUGGGAGACGAGAGCAUCGUGCACACGGGGGCUGAUGCAGAAGUAGAUGCCACCUUGUCUUCAAACCGUCCGACUUUGUCCACACAAGCCUCUCUUUCAUUCCCUUCCCUUACCGUAGUAGAAGAGAAUGAACCCUUCCGGCUAACUCAUCAUCGAAGGGUUUCCUCGGGAGAUAAAGUUAAAAUCCAGAUCAGUUCUGACUUGAAGAAUGAAAUAUACCAGAAAUCAUCCAGGAGAGGUUCCUCAGUCCCCCAGUCCCCAACAGAGGGAGGAGGUAGCAAUGUCACCCCCAAGCUGGGCGCGCCCGGGGCACGCAAGUCUCGUGCCUACUCAUCCCCAGAUACAGGUCGCCAUCGGUCGUCAUCGGCACCGCCAGCACCCACCAGCCGCUCCAGCAAGUGGGAGACCCUUGUGUUGUUUGCUGUCAACCUGUCCCGGCUCGAUGUCGACGUCAACAUGAGCAACGUCAUGGGAAACACCCUAUGGAGCACCAGGGAGCUGAAGAGUCAUGGCCGCCUGUCUAUAGACAGCAGUGGACACAAGAACCUCAAGAUUACUGGAGGACUGGGUGGAUCAUCCUUCGAGUCUCGAGGAGGAGUUGUAGGUGGCGCCAUCGAUCUACUUAGUCUGCAGACAUUCUUCCACGUAACGGAGGACCCUGAACUGGGCAAGGAUCCGGACCACCGUGCAGGACUGACCCUGGAGGCCAUCGAGGGUCGUGUGGACUACAUGGGGAGCAGCGUCCUGAUGACCCGGCUCAGCCUCCUGGACCUGCUGCUGCGAGACGAGUGGCACGUGGAGUCCGACACACACAGCGACACACCACUGGCCACCAAGAGAUCGGCCUACUUGUUUGUGAAUGGUGACCUGCACUGGGAACAGUUCCAUCUCAUGAUCUCGAGGUCCACGACGCCUGACCUCAUCAAGCUGGUGGCCAAGCUGGACGAGUUCUUCACACAGCAGCUGACCAGCAGUAAGAGGGUCCUAUCCGCGUUUGGACCCAUCCCGCCCCGGAACCGGACCACGUCGCAGAGGAAGUUGUCAGAAGACAGUGAGUUUUUAUCCGAGCUGCGGCACCACCGACACUGGCAGGGGGCGCUGGAGCAGCUGGUGGGGUGCAACUUCCGCAUGCUGCCGCAGAUACUGCCAAGCGAGGGGAUGAUCCUCGGGGGCACCGUCACGCUGCAGGGGGAGAACCUGUCACUUGCCUCAUUCCACGGCAUCAACUUCAGAUCCAAGUCCUGGGCCAUCUUCAAUAUCCGAGAGCCGUACAUCUAUUUCUCCACGGAGGCGCAAAAAACACCAGACAGAGGUACCCAUGUAGUCCAGGAUCUCACCUUCAUCAUCGGCCACAAGUUGACGAAGGGAGGCACGUCCAGCCAGCCGCCCCCCAACAGCUCCGCCCCCCACAUGGCAACCAUCUGCAAAGUGUCGCGGGGUCACUACGUUCCUCAACAGUUCACCAGUGUCCAGGAGUGGUUCAACUACGCAUUCUCCUCCUCCGACAUGAAAGACAUAGAUUCCUUCCCGAGUGUACGACGUGAACACUGUGAGAGUCCGACUGAGCACCGCAAGUCUCGCAAGCCCCAGGCCUACAACCAUGAGUCCGAGAUGAUCUUUGCCUUCCCCUCGCUGUACAUGAACCUCAAGACUUUCCACUACCAGGGGGAGCACGAGCCCCAGAAUGAUGAUCCCCAGCCGGUGGUUGAAAGCAGCUUUGUGACCGAGUUCUAUGACCACAUCUUCGUCGCCAUGGAUGCCGAGGUCAUCCUCUUCCUCCACGACCUUGUGUCCUCGUACAUCAAGGAAAAGGACAAAGGUGCCCGGUCAUCCUAUGGUCAGGCAUCUAAGGCCGCCAAGGCCACUGACUUGGACAAGAAGAAGUUAACAGACCCAACAGAAGCCUUGAAGCAGGACUACCGAGACUUCCACUGCAAGACCUGGCAGCUCGAGCCAACAGUUCGACUACUGCACUGGGCCAGCAAGCAGAUCGACCCAGUCGGUGUGGACUUUGUUCUGCAGAAGCUAGGCUUCUCUCACGCCAGGGUGACCAUCCCCAAGUGGAUGCAGAGGGGAGUGAUGGACCCCCUUGACAAGAUUCUGUCCAUGCUCGUCAACAGCCUUGUGGUGGCGCUAAAGGACCAGCAGGAUCGGGAUGUUGUGGACGAUGUAGACUGAGAGAGGGGUGUUGUAUCACGUCUAUGCUGGGGAACAGCCUUAUGGUGGCUCUGACAGAUCAGCAAGACUGAGAUAUUGUCGAGCCUGGAGCCUGGAGAAUGUUGAAUCCCAUGGAUAUUGCCUAAACCAUGCUGUGGGUGCACUCGAGGACCAGCAGGAUCAGGAUCUUUGGAUCAGUGUUGACUGUGACCUUGUGUUGAACACUCGAGCAUGACCCGGUAUCGGAGCAUGACCCGGUAUCGGAGCAUGACCCGGUAUCGAAGCAUGACCCGGUAUCGAAGCAUGACCCGGUAUCGAAGCAUGACCCGGUAUCGGAGCAUGACCCGGUAUCGAAGCAUGACCCGGUAUCGGAGUGUGACCCGGUAUCGAAGCAUGACCCGGUAUCGGAGCAUGACCCGGUAUCGGAGCAUGACCCGGUAUCGAAGCAUGACCCGGUAUCGGAGUGUGACCCGGUAUCGGAGCAUGUCCCGGUAUUGAAUAUUAAUCCAUAACCUACACAGAUUCCUCUGGGAAGGAAUAGUUUGGUUAUUUGGAGGUUCUCCUUGGGAUCUGUCAGCUUGAUAACCAGUGUGAACUUCAGUUAAUUGUCUGUCAGUAGAGACCCCAACAGCAGUGGUAGAGACAUAGAAGGUUUUGUAAACUUUCUACUGUUACUCAAUGUCAAUACCAUUAUAGAAACUACAAGCCCUCCCUGCACAAACUAGCCUUAUGGCACAUGGGGGUGUCCAGAUAGACCUGCUUCUAGCCACUGACUUCAUGAUAUUAUACUAAUCAUGAUCUGAAAUUGAACAUUAGAUCUGAAAAUAUAGGAGUAUAUCUUAAGUUUCUCUCUUGUGUGUAACCAAGAUAUACAAUAUUAACUGUAAUAAGUUCCCUCGGUGCUUUAAAACAUUAUUGAGUGUUGAUUAAUAUCAUACACAAGUUAAGUUUAUUGUCAGAGGUCAAGCGGUAAAGAACAAAUUUAGUUCAAACGUCAAUGAAACUAAACUUUUUCAUUAAUGAUUACUUAACAAUUAUAUAUACACAAUAAUAUAUGGACUGUCGUGUAAACAAUAAUAUAUGGACUGUCGUGUAAACGUGCGGCUUAUUACUUGAUGCUUAGAAAUAUUGUUUACAGACUGGUCUGGAAGUUGGUCAGAGGCGUUUAUUGGAGUGGGGCCCUUAAUAUGGUGAAUACGGUACUUGUAUUAACUAUCCUACUUUACAAUUCCAUAUACUUAGAAGAAGAGAGAAUUACAUUGUAUCAUAUUGUGUGUCAAGACACCCUGAUGUAACACUUAGUGUUGGUUAUUAUGGGUCUAACGACAUGUUUUGUAACAGGGGCUCUGAGCAGAUGACGACAUAGCCUGUUUCCACAAAGAGCUGCAACUGUUUAAUGGUUUAACAUAGACUUACAGCAGUCAAAGCGCUAUGAUUGUCGUAUCUCUCAUAGUUUAACAUAGACUUAC